Cololabis saira (Pacific saury) is the source of this 9375-nucleotide messenger RNA. Its product is annotated as rho guanine nucleotide exchange factor 17-like. Gene Ontology annotation, molecular function: guanyl-nucleotide exchange factor activity; protein binding. NCBI's taxonomy places the organism in Eukaryota, Metazoa, Chordata, Actinopteri, Beloniformes, Belonidae. The coding region runs from base 351 to 8318 and encodes 2655 amino acids. The record is from RefSeq and is a predicted model, not a curated record. Gene Ontology annotation, biological process: actin cytoskeleton organization. The transcript has 25 exons.
AGAAGCAAAUCGUGCCAAAACAAGGAGUCCACAAACAGAGAAUUGGCAGUGAAUGGAGCUGGCGGGCCCAUGCAGGCGUGCUAACCUGGACCCAGGUCCACCAACUCCAGGGAUAACUAUGGAAAACUUGUGUUUGUGAAGAAGUUUUGGGGCCAAAAGGAAACAAAAAAAGAGAAAGAAAAAACUUGUUGCGGCUUUCCUUCAUGCAUGAAUGCGGUUUCAGGAAUAUACUGCAGGGCUGGUGGUGGUGGGGGAAGAAAUGGACCACAGCUCGAAAAAAGGUGCUUGGAUGUCUAUUAUCCGUGGAGCUGAAAUGUGCGUGUGAACGACAACAAAGAAGGACAUGAACAAUGGCAGAGAGAGAGGGCAAGAAUGCGGUUGUGUUCCACCGCAGCGUCUCUUUCAGAAAGUUGGGGUCCGGGAGGAGUGACGAGGGCCGGCAGCAGAGCAGACCAGCAGAGGAGCCGCCUCAUGUCAGUGCGUCAAGAAAAGUUUCCAAAAUCUCCGCCGCCACCGCCGGCCUCCCGACCGCAGACCCAAAAAGAGGCUCCCCCGCUUUUCUCUCCUCUGGUAUUUCUCCAUCCAUCCGGGAGCGGAGUGAGAGGUUCAGCAGUACUGGUGCAGCAGUAACCCGGGCCAGCAGCUCUCUCCCCCGGGCCAGAGCCUCCAGGAGGGAGACCGGCUCUUCUCUCCACGAGGACAGCGACCCUCCUUCCUUCUCGGACGCUAAAGUGUUCAGGUUUCACUCCGGCACCGACUCCGUGUCGGGCUCUGACUCCGAGAAGCGCAUUUUCACUCGUUUAUCGGCCAACGACGACGGCAGCAGCAGCAACUCCGGUAAGAAGAAAGACAGUUUUCGGACAAAUGCACGUCUCGUUGAUCUCAGAAAGAGUUUGACUACAGACGAGGAAGAGGAGGCUUCACCGCCGUAUAAAUGUCACAGAAGUUAUGUAAAUGUCCACCACGGUGAUUUUAUUCCCACGCACUCUGACAGGUGGCCGAGUGUGACCAAAAUUAGACAAAUCUUUGAUGAAAAGGAAAGCAAGCUUUUGGAGCAGCAGAAGAGCGACACUUGUGAGAGUUUAAAAGCAGCUGUCAGAGGACAUCUACACCCCCCCAGCUGCUCCGAUAGAGGUGACAAUCAGCCACACUGCAGCUCCUUUAAUGAAGCCAGUGGCCUGUCUUUGCAUGACAAAUGCACAGUUGGAGCACAGAGCAGGGAAAGCUGCAAAACUAAAGAGACCUGUUGUUAUGGUGUAGACUACAAUUCCAAAGUUGAUCAUCCUCAGUAUUCAGAUGACGAGGAAGCAGACAUAGAAGCACCCAAGGUGUCUGGAGGACAUACUUCUCGGAGCGGUAGCAGUCGUAGUCAUUACCAUAGGAUUAACUCAUCUCCGUACAGAUCUCGUAGUCCUAGUGCAGAGCCGGAGGCGGUCCACAAGACCCCCAAAACGACAGGAUUGACAUCUGACCCUAAACCUGACCUUCAACCCCGUGCUAGUUCGUCUUGGAAAGGAGCGGUGAGCUUAGACACCUCCUCCUGCUCCUCCUCUCUUCAGGGGCUAACACAGAGGGAGAGAAGGGAUAGACAGGGGGUCGGGCUGCCCUGGGAUAGUUUACAUUCCUCACAUAGCUCCUCUAGAGCAGCAGCCCCCACCUCCUCAUCCUCCUCCCCUGCUCCAGUUCCAGAUAAAGCCAUUACCACCUCCUCCUCUACUGUAGCUCCCUCAUCUGAGCGAGGAGCCCCAAGAAGAGGGUGUUCUCCCCUCAACUCUAACUGGAAGUUAAGCUCUGGAGAAGAAGAGGAGGUGCACACCAGGAAAAGACGAGGAGGUGGUUUGGGGGCUCCUUCUGGCCCAUUUCCCUUUGGCACCUAUGCAGGGGGAGAGAGAGGUGCCACAGAGCGGGUAGGCAGCUAUUUAGCCCGCAGUAAAAAUGGACGAUGGGGUGCUAAGGGCAUUGGCAGGUCCUCCGGCAGCGAGGAAGACGGCUCUCCUUCUGUAGGCCCCCACUGUCGAGAGGCAGUGCGCCGCCGCUCACUGAGGAAGAAGAAAAAGAUCUGCGGGGCUGUUCCAACAGCAGGCCGUGAUGAUUACGAUGAUCAUGAUGGCGAAUCAGAUGAUAGUGACAGCGAAACGGCCUUGACAAUGGAUAAGUUAGAGAGGCCGCAGCAGCAAAACACUGGAGGAGAGUUCGGUGGGACAAUUCAGCGGAGCCACUCGGCACGAGAACCCAGCAGGCAUAGCUACAGAGCCAGGGUGCAGCACUGGGAGCGCAUCACCUCACCUGUGAUGUCCCCCACACUUCCUGGUGUUUCACGGGUGUCAAAAGUGCACAUACCCCCCUUUGCUUCCAAUCCCGGCGAUUCACGCUGCAGUAGCAGAUACUCCAGCACUGAGACACUGAAAGAGGAGGACCAGGAUGGCAGCUCUAGCUGUUACUUUACUUCCGGUGGUGCAGAAAGAAGCACAAGCAGAACUUCAUCCUCAUCCAUGCUGAGUAAAACUUACCAUGGGAAUUUUACCAUGUACCGCUCUCCAAGCUUUGGCCAUGGGGAUAAUUUUUCCCGUGGCCCUGUGCAUGUGCGCCCCAAGAUUAUGCCAACAGCAACCCCCUUACCCAGUGUACCUGCAAGAGAAGGUGGGGUGUCUUCAGGUGUCAGAGGUGGUGAGGCAGUGCUAUUAAGGAAAGCAGCAGCAGGGGGUGGGGUAAUGGAUAAGGAGAAAAACAAAAUUUCCACAUCCAAUCCUGAUAUCGCCUCAGAAACUAUGACCCUUUUAAGCUUUCUGAAAUCUGAUUUUUCAGAGCUCAAGGUGCGGAAAGCUGGUGUAGGUGAAAAAAGUGGAGUUGUGGAGGGUUUGUCAGCAUCAAGGAAAGACUUAGGCCCUCACAGUGGUACCCUUCUACCUUCUGGUCGUCGCCCAUCGCUGAAGGACCUGACUGCGACUCUGCGGCGCACAAAAUCCUUCACUUAUUCAGAUAAACCUGCAACAAGCGUGAGGUGUUACCUGACAGCGGGCACCACAAAGAGGAGCCACUCUGAGCAGCAGCUCGCCUUGGAUGGAGAGAAGGGUGAGGGAAGGGUGCCGUUGUCAGACAGAGAAGUAGAAAGUGAUGGUGGAGAUUUCAGGGUUGUGAGAGGGCACAGAAUGAGUGGUUACAGAUUUAAUGAUGAUGAUGAUGAUGAAGAAGUGAUGCCAACUCCAUUGCAGGAAAGGUGUGUGCAGGAAGCCAGGCAGGUUAUUCAAGAUAUCUGCCAGAUGUGUACGAGGGAAGAUGAUGAUGACGUAGGUGUAAAGAGAACUGACACAAAUUUAGGUGAUGUAUGUUUACAGGUCAAAAAAACAAGCGAGGGGAUAAAACAGGCUGAAAGUAUUAAAGAGGAGAGGAGAACAGCUCAAGAAGCAGAGUUGGAGAUCACAAAAGACAGAGAUAAACAUGAGGAGAGAGAGAAUGGGGAGAGGAGUGGACAAAGUAUGCAGCUAGAGAAGCUAAACAGCAGGGGCACAGAGUGCUGGGAGAAGUCUAGGACUCGGAGUAGAGAGCUGGAGAGAGCCUUACCCAAGGGCGACUCGGAAGAAAGCAUGUUCUACGACCGCUCAGUGGAUGAACUUUCUGGCCAAGAGUCCAGUUUAACAGACGAGGGGAUUGUGACAGAGCCGGAGACGGGUCCCAGUGACCUCUCAGAGAGGUCUUUCUUGGGAUCGGCAGGGCUUAAUUUAGGGCCGAGAAUAACAAGAGAUGUGCUAGGGCAGCCUGUCACUGCAUGGAAGCAGUCAGCUCUCCAUGAGGCUGCAGGGAUCAAGCAGGAAGGAGAAAAAGUGACAGAGAACAGCUUGGGUUGCACGAACCGUCUGAAUGAAGUCACUAUUCCUCACUCUUUGGCUCUUCCUGUAUGUAAGUCUGAGGAUGACAAACCUAUGGUGGAGCUGAGUGCUAGUGCUAGCGUUAGCAAUGUCAGCACUGUCAGUGAGGCGAUCCACACCAACAGUGCUGUGUCACAGGGGUCAGCCGCCACGGUAGGAGGAGGAUUUGAAGCCCCUGCAACCCCAAGUGCUCUCCGUAGGAGACGCAAAUUCUCCCCUUCGGGUAACAACAACACAGUCUCAGAUUCGAGUGCUGGCUGUCAUGCAGAGUCAACAAUAGCAGCUUUAGGAAAUGGGGAGUCCACCGUCUAUCGGUCUCUUAGUGACCCCAUGCCUCAGCGGUGCUGUUCUGCAGCAGAAGAAGGGAACAGCAAUUUUUCUUCUGUAGACAGCAACCUUCUAGGCUCCCUGUCUGUCAAAGGAGGAGGGGCAUCAGAAGCCUCCUCUGAUGCUGCAUUGACAGAAUAUAAGGGCAGCGUUGCCAGUGACUUGUCAGUGUGCAGUGACGGUGGCCUCCGUGAUGACAGCAUCCGGGAUUACAGCGGGGUGAUCAGGAAUAUUGUUGCCGAGCCAGGUGCAAUGGACAAGCUGAUGACGGAAGACCAUGCUAAUGGUAAAGCCCCCAAGAAGAAGUCUUUCAGUGACCCCAGUCGCCGCAGUGAUGCCCCUUUGCUUUCUCAUAAUGACUCUCAGCCUGGCAGAACUCAACCAAUCCGUGAGCUGGACCAAUGUGGGCAGAUUCCACCUUCCAGCAGUGAGCCAAUCCUCAGUGAGAAGAGAGAUGAACUGUGGGAAAUGGAGGCUAAGCCUACACAGCCCGAUCAAGUCAAGAUGGCUCGCUCCCAGUCAGAGUCCACCCCCGACCCUGAUAACCUCGACGAGGAAGAUGAUGAUGUGAUAGAUCAAGGGUGUGAGGAGGCGUUGCCUAAAUUUAAUCCCAAGCUUGCUGAAGUCCUGUCUCCUAGACUGUUGCGUCGGCCCACUAGAAAACGUCCAAACAGGUUGGCUUUUUUCUCUCAUGAGGAUCCUUUUGAACCCCUUGAACUCGCUUCAAAAGACCUGGAGGAGCUUAGCAGCCAGUCCAAACUCGCCUCCUUUCUUUCAGCUCAACCACUGAAAUCCAAACCCAAAGCCACAGCCAAGCAUGUCCGCCAUGCCAGCGAGCCUGCUACCUUCAUCCCCAUCUCCCCACCUCCUCAUCUCCAGCCCCUGAAGGAAGCGGAUGUCCGAUCCACUGCAGGUCCUCAGAUCUUAAGCAAGCCUCCCGGAGAUGAGGCUCCUUCACUGGAGGAUGUGACGCAGAAGUACAUUCUCGAUCUCAGCGCCUCUGAGAAGGAUGCUGAGGGCCCAGGGUCGCUUCCAGGAGCAAGGAAUGGAUCUCAAGGGUCGGUGUCGGCUUCAGAGAGGAUCAGCGAGACCAGCAACAGUGGACUUGCAGAAGCUGACCCUCAGAAGAAGGAGGAGGCUGCAUCAGGCUCUCUUCCACAGAGGACCAAACCUACAGUGGACAUGAGGAAACAUGUGAUGAUGACUCUCCUGGACACAGAGCAGUCGUAUGUGGAGUCUCUCCGCACUCUGCUUCAGGGCUACAUGCGUCCUCUCAAACAGCCGGACAGUGGCUCCAUAGUGGACCCUCUACUAGUGGACGAGAUGUUCUUCCAGAUCCCAGAGAUCCUGGAGCACCACGAGCUCUUCCUGGAGCAGGUCUCUGGCUGCGUCGGCCAGUGGCACGACAGGCAGACGGUUGGACACCUCCUCAUCCAUUCAUUCUCCAAGGAGGCUCUUGCUAAUAUGUAUUCAGCGUACAUCGACAACUUUCUCAAUGCCAAAGAUGCUGUGAGGAUCGCCAAGGAGGCCAAGCCGGCAUUUCACAAGUUUCUGGAGCAAAACAUGCGCGAGAAUAAAGAGAAACAGGCCCUGGGCGAUCUGAUGAUCAAGCCGGUGCAGAGGAUUCCCCGAUACGAGCUGCUGGUUAAGGACUUGCUGAAACACACACCAGAGGACCACCCUGACCACUCGUUCCUACUGGACGCCCAGAGGGACAUCAAGCGACUGGCAGAAAAGAUCAAUAAGGGACGCCGUUCUGCUGAGGAGGCGGAAAGGGAAGCCCGGGUCAUCCAGGAGAUUGAAGCACACAUAGAGGGAGUUGAACAUAUUCUCAAUCCCCAGAGGAAGUUCUUGAGACAGGAAAUAGUCAUGGAGGCGAAGUCCGUGGGUGGGAAGAAAGACCGCUCACUCUUCCUCUUCAGUGAUCUGAUCAUCUGCACCACUCUCAAGAGGAAGUCUGGCUCAUUAAGACGCAGCUCCAUGAGCCUGUACUCUGCUGCCAGUAUGAUUGACACGUCCAGUAAAUACAAGUUUCUUUGGAAACUUCCGCUAGAGGACGUGGAGAUGGUGAAAAACUCCGCUCAGGCAACAAAUAAGGAGAGCAUCCAGAAGAUGAUCAGUCGAUUGGAUGAGGAUCUCAGCACACUGGGUCAGAUCAGCAAGCUGUCGGAGACCCUCAGUUUCCCACAUCAGUCUCUAGACGAGGUGAUAAAGGAUCUGAUGGCGUCGGUUCACAAAGAGCUGUCAGAGAAACAGUCUCUGGCUUUCAGUAUGACUUUCCUGCCCACGAAACUGGAAUUCACCACAGCCUCUGCCGAGAGCAGCUUCGUCUUUGAGUUCAGCUCGCCCGAUGCUCGCUCCAGCUUCGAGCAGGCCUUUGAGGAUGCCAAGAAGAAGCUGGCCAUGAACAAGGACCAGUGGGACCCAGAGUUCCUGAAGGCCAUCCCUAUUAUGAAGACCCGCAGUGGGAUGCAGUUCUCGUGUGCCUCGCCGAGCCACAGCUGUCCAGACAGCGGCUGUGAAGUGUGGGUGUGUAACAGCGAUGGAUAUGUAGGACAGGUUUGCCUGUUGAAUAUCAAAGAUGAGCCCACGGUGGAGGCCUGCAUCGCCGUCUGCUCGGCAAGGAUCAUAUGCAUCGCCGCCGUUCCAGGUCUCAAAGGAAGGGAUCGUGGAUCAGAGCCGGCGCCUGCCUCCUCAGCACCGGUGCACGCCCAGCAGCAGCUCCAUAUAUCCAUCUCUCAUUCAACUCUGGAGCUCACAGAGCAGCCGACCGGUCCGGGGGCGGAGCUUGUCCCAUUCGACAGCGAUGACACGGAUGAUGAAGAUUCACCCAGUCCCUCUUCUACACUUCAGAGCCAAGCCAGUCACUCCACCAUAUCAUCUAGCUACGGCAAUGAUGAGGGUCCAGGCAAGGACAUGGCUACAGAGACCACCAGCAGCGAGGAGGAGCAGGAGUUCCCGGUAACAAGCUCCUACGGAGCUCCGGGGAUGUUAAGUGUCGGCGGAGGAAGCCGUGCCCACGCAGAGAGCCCCAUGGAUGGCCGGGCCAUGCGGCGAUCCUCCCGCGGAUCCUUCACACGCGCCAGUUUGGAGGAUCUGCUCAGUAUCGACCCAGAGGCAUAUCAGAGCUCUGUGUGGCUGGGCACGGAGGAUGGAUGCAUCCAUGUGUACCAGUCGUCUGAUAACAUCCGCAACCGGAAAAACAGCAUGAAGAUGCAGCAUUCAGCCUCCAUCCUCUGUAUACUGUUUUUGGACAAUAAAGUUUUCGUGUCCCUGGCAAAUGGAGAGGUGAUUGUUUAUCAGAGAGAAGCAGGUAGUUUCUGGGACCCCCAGUCUUCGCAGACUUUAGUCCUGGGGACGCCCAGUAGUCCGGUCACCAAAAUGGUUCCUGUCGGAGGAAAGCUGUGGUGUGGCUCCCAAAACAGAGUCCUUAUCAUCAACACCACGACGCUGGUGCAAGAGCACUUCUUCCAGGUGGGCACCGACAGCAGUCGCUGUGUGACGUGCAUGGUGGCGUACGGUCAGGGCGUGUGGUUGGCGCUGCAGGGCAGUGCACAAGUCAGACUGUACCACGCUCAGACCUGGGAGAGCCUGACCGAGGUGGACGUCGCGCCUGCAGUGCACAAAAUGCUUGCAGGUGCAGAUGCGAUCAUCAGACAGCACAAAGCUGCGUGUCUCAGAAUCACAGCCCUGCUGGCCUGUAAGGACCUGCUGUGGAUCGGCACCAGUGCAGGAGUGGUCCUGACGCUGGCGAUCCCGGCGGUGAGCUCAGGAACUGGAGCUGGGAUGUUGAAAUCUCCCCUGGUUCCCAUGGGGUCGGCUCACGGACACACAGGCCAUGUCCGGUUCCUGACGUCGAUCGAGCUCCCGGAAGGGUUUGACGUGAACUUCCCUCCCACGGCGUCUGACUCCACAGGAAAUCCAUCUCAGAGCAGCGCCGCCAUUGACGGGAGCCUUCAAAGGCGCGACUCGACACAUCGCAGAGCCUCCACCCACACCCCUCCGAAAACCAGCCAUCUCGUCAUUUCUGGAGGAGACGGCUACGAGGACUUCAGGCUGACCAAUAGCAGUGAAACUGUUGGACGGGACGACAGUACCAACCACCUUUUGCUCUGGAGGGUCUGAGACGAUGGAACGCCCAACCUCCCUCUAGCGGAGAUCCGCACUCCACCUCCUCUCCUUUAACCUGAUAAGACUCCUCCGUUUCUUCUGCUGUCGCUUGGUCUUUAGCUCAGUCCACCAGUCUCUGUGUGCAUAAUACAGCUGUUGGCUCCCAGCUGGAUUUAAGAUUAAUACAUUAACAUCAAACUGAGUUUUGCUGCGUUACGUUUUUGAUGCUGUCCGUGUGUCUAUGAGUAUAAGCUUAAAAAAAAAAACGUGUCUUAAGGCUCAAGUUUUUACUGAAAGAGAAGCCAGAGAAGGGAUGAAGCACACUUUAAAAGACAAACACGUUCAGAUGGAGAACAAAUGAAGAAGACACAGAAGUGGACUUCUGCAGAGCGUCACAGGAGGAUGAAAGGACAUUUGAGUCAACGUAGCGACAUUAAUGAAGCAUUGCAUGGGCUUUGAAACCCUCUGUUGUUUUUGGACUUCAACACUUCACUCCAGCUUAACUUGAACCGCAGACAAUAAGCCUCCAGAUGAUCAGAGGUCAACAAGUGAAUGAAGUGAAAUCCUGAGUUAUGUAUUUAUGCUUUUUUUCCCAGCUAAAAUUCCACACAAGUGCAGAGAUUCAGGUGAUCUGUGAGCUUUCUUCGGAGUAAAAGGACAAAUAGUUUUGCGCCUUUUUAAACGGAUUGGUCAUAAAUGGACAACUGCAUUUGAGAUGAAAUCUUUCUGGCUUCGGGAGGGAGGUGAUUUUAUCAACCACCCGAUCGCUGAUCAUUGACGUGAGGCUGCCGCAGUCGUCAGUCCUCCUGCAGAGGGAGCGGGAGUGAGAGCAUGGUUUUAAUCCAGUAUGUGACGACAACACUAUGAAAGCACACACAUUAAUGCACAGCCUUACUCACCUAGUCUGUGGACUUGAGUUUUCUGCAGAUAUUCACAUUGCAUUUGUUUUGUUUCUUUUAAUUGUCCUGACAGUUGAAGAUGACAUAAAUGAAGAGAGGAAGCAGUGUCCCACUACUGUUUGGAAACAAAAAACAACAAAAAAGUGCAUUGGAGACAUUUCUCCUUAACAUGA